Messenger RNA from Sorex araneus (European shrew), 6604 nucleotides. RefSeq names its product RAB11 family interacting protein 4 (gene RAB11FIP4). Gene Ontology annotation, cellular component: cleavage furrow; recycling endosome membrane; endocytic vesicle. Gene Ontology annotation, biological process: regulation of cytokinesis; endocytic recycling. The coding region runs from base 206 to 2122 and encodes 638 amino acids. Gene Ontology annotation, molecular function: calcium ion binding. The record is from RefSeq and is a predicted model, not a curated record. NCBI's taxonomy places the organism in Eukaryota, Metazoa, Chordata, Mammalia, Eulipotyphla, Soricidae. The transcript has 15 exons.
GGGAGCCUGCGGACAGGCGCGGCGGGCGCGGGUGCGAGCGGGGAGGGCGGGGCGUGCGCGCCCCCGCCCCGGCUUUCCCGGGGUGCGGGAGCGGCGCGGCGCGGCGGGGGAAACGGAGUCAGCGGCGGCGCGCGGGGCCUUUGUCUGCGCGCGGCGCGGGGAUGGCGGCGGCGCGGGGCCCGGGCUAGCUGCGGGGCCGGCGCGGAUGGCGGGCGGCGCGGGCUGGGCGGGCGCCCCCGCGGCUCUGCUGCGCUCCGUGCGCCGCCUGCGCCAGGUGUUCGAGGUGUGCGGCCGCGACCCCGACGGCUUCCUGCGCGUGGAGCGCGUCGCGGCGCUCGGGCUGCGCUUCGGCCAGGGCGAGGAGGUAGAAAAACUGGUGAAAUAUCUGGACCCCAACGACCUGGGGAGAAUCAACUUCAAGGACUUUUGCAGAGGGGUGUUCGCCAUGAAAGGCUGUGAGGAGCUGCUGAAGGACGUGCUGUCCGUGGAGAGCGCGGGGCCACUGUCCUGCAUGCCAGAGAUCCCCGACUGUGGAGAGCAGGGAAGCGAGGGAGCUGACCCCGCCUUUGCUGAUGGCGAGCUCAUCCCCAGGGAACCCGGCAUCUUCCCUGAGGACGCAGAGGAGGCGAUGACACUGGCGCCCCCCGAGGGCCCCCUGGAGUCUGACCUGGACAGUCCCAUGGAGAGCACCCAGAGCCUGGAGGGGCCUGUCGGGAGUCCCCCGGAGGAGAAGGACGGGGGGCUCCAGGGCCUGUUUCUGCCGGAGGACAAGUCGCUGGUGCACACGCCGUCCGUGACGCCCUCAGACCUGUCCACGCACUCCACUGCCUCGCUUCUCAGCAGCGAGGAGCAGUUUGAAGACUAUGGGGAGGGGGACGAUGUGGACUGUGCCCCCAGCAGCCCCUGCCCCGACGACGAGACCAGGACCAACGUCUACUCGGACCUGGGCUCUUCCGUGUCUUCCAGUGCGGGGCAGACCCCCAGGAAGACGCGGCACGUGUACAACAGUGAGCUGCUGGACGUGUACUGCUCCCAGUGCUGCAAGAAGAUCAGCCUGCUCAAUGACCUGGAGGCCCGGCUGAAGAACCUGAAGGCCAACAGCCCCAACCGGAAGAUCUCCAGCACGGCGUUCGGACGGCAGCUCAUGCACAGCAGCAACUUCAGCAGCAGCAACGGCAGCACCGAAGACCUGUUCCGGGACAGCAUCGAUUCUUGCGACAACGACAUCACCGAGAAGGUGAGCUUCCUGGAGAAAAAGGUGACAGAGCUGGAGAAUGACAGCCUCACCAACGGGGACCUGAAGAGCAAGCUGAGGCAGGAGAACACGCAGCUGGUGCACAGGGUGCACGAGCUGGAGGAGCUGGUGAAGGAUCAGGAGACGACAGCGGAGCAGGCCCUGGAGGAGGAGGCCCGGCGGCACCGCGAGGCCUACAGCAAGCUGGAGCGGGAGAAGAACACGGAGAUCGAGUUGCUCACUGCCAGGGUGCAGCAGUUGGAGGAAGAAAACUCAGACCUGACCACCACCGUGGCCCGGCUCAGGUCACAGACAGAGAAGCUGGAUGAGGAGCGGCAGCGCAUGUCUGACAGGCUGGAGGACACCAGCCUGCGGCUCAAGGACGAGAUGGACCUGUACAAGCGCAUGAUGGACAAAUUGCGGCAGAACCGCCUCGAGUUCCAGAAGGAGCGGGAAGCCACGCAGGAGCUCAUUGAGGACUUGCGGAAGGAGCUGGAGCACCUGCAGAUGUACAAGCUGGACUGCGAGCGGCCGGGCCGGGGCCGCAGUUCAUCCUCUGGCCUGGGCGAGUUCAAUGCCAGGGCCCGCGAGGUGGAGCUGGAACACGAGAUCAAACGGCUCAAGCAGGAGAACCAUAAGCUGCGGGAUCAGAAUGACGACUUGAAUGGACAGAUCUUGAGCCUCAGCCUCUACGAAGCGAAGAACCUCUUUGCCACCCAGACCAAAGCGCAGUCUCUGGCAGCGGAGAUAGACACGGCCUCCCGUGAUGAGCUCAUGGACGCUCUAAAGGAGCAGGAGGAGAUCAACUUCCGGCUGAGACAGUACAUGGACAAGAUUAUCCUGGCCAUCCUGGACCACAACCCGUCCAUCCUCGAGAUCAAGCACUGAGAGAGAGCGGGGUGCUGGCUGAGAGAGGCCUCACGAUCCCCGGGGCCUGGGCACGCCUGCCCAAGGGUGCGGCCCCGCGGGCCUCGUGCACACCAUCAGUGUAUCUCUGGCCAUCGGGGGACGUGUGCGCGCGUGUGCGGGAGGCUGUGUGCAGCAUCCAGCAGGGGAGCAGGCGUGGCGGGGCGUCUGCACCAUCCCUUCACCCUCCGUGCACUUUGUCGUCUCGCUGCAGGAGCGUCCGCCGUAGGGAGUUCCUGUCAUGAGGUCUGGAAGCUCGUGUUUGCAAAACUGGAUGAAAUGAUUCUACCUCUGGGGAAAAGGAUUAAAACUACUCUAACAAGAUACAUUUUCACCUGUCCCUUCCCCCCGGGAGUGGGAACAGAAUGAUCCUCUUUUUCCUGGACUUGAAUGCCCAACAGCCAUGUCCUUGCCAACUUCUUUGGCGACUUUCCCACCCAGGUGCUCGAGCCCAGUGUGGAGGGCGGGGGUGCCAGGCUUCAAGAGCCUUGGCUGCAGCCCUCCUGGGGGCUGGUGCAUGGUGUGUCCCAGGGUCCUAGGCUGGUGGCGGGAGACUAAGGGUUAGUGGCAUUUUAAGAGAGUUCUCUGCAGUUAUUUGACCCUAAUCACCUCCCUCCUCUUCGCACUUGCUGUUUUUACGAGAAUAGGAAGGGGGUGCCGGAGCUGCAGUACAGUGUGGGUAGGGAGCUUGCCUUGCACAUGUUUCCACCUGGCUUUGAUCCCCAGCACUGCAUAUGGUCUCCAGGGAGUGAUCCCUGGGCACUGCCAGCUGUGGGCCAUAAACAACAACAGGUCAAGGGAAGGGGUAGCGAGGGCAGUGGGGUUUCCGCACGCUGGGCAGCUAGCACAGACAUGAUUGGGGAAGCGCACACUUGUGUCUCAUGAGUGUCCUUCCCCCGACUGCAGACUGCCGGAGGUGUCUGUGGCACUGCCCAAACCCAGCCGGGGAACAUGGGCGCUGGGUUUGCACUCUCCUAAUCAGAGCCCUGGGCUCAGCUCUGCUUUGAAGCCAGUGCCUGGGCCCAGGGUUUCGAAAUGUCUGCAUACUCAGCCAGGGGGCGCCAUGCUGUGUGUGUACUUGGGGGGACCCUCAGUCUUCCAUCCUCGUGACCUGUGGGCAUCCACACUGCUAGUUUUAACAUGCUUUUGUGCCCGGCUGCUGGGAGUCAGUAGACAUUGGCCUUUCUUCUUGUUUUCCUAUUUGUCGCACUUUCACGUGGCUCGGCAUCGCUUCCGUAGGUGGCACAUGUGAGAGCACAGGGGGCUUACUGGUUUUUCCCUUCAGCAGGUUGGUUCCUUCAACUCCUGGCAUGGAAAGGAAAUUGAGGUGUUGGGAAGAGACACGGAGCAUGUGUGCAGAGAAGGGGCGGAGCAGAGGUCUGGGGCAUGGGUUUUGUAAGCAGUUGGGGUUGCAUUGGUCUGAUGCGGGACUUUGGGGCUACCACCCCCACCCCCCAGGAGAAAAGGCUGGCACACCAGAUGACAGUGGUAUUCCUGGGGGGUCCCUAAGGGGCUGAAAGAAGUGGUAGAGGAAAGAGGGCAAGAAAAAUGGUUGUCGCGAGAAUUCCCUGAGAGGGGGGAGGAAGAGAGGACUUCCAGCGUGGCUUUGGUCGAAGUGCGGUUGGAAGGCAGCCAGCCUGCAGAGGGAAACUGGCCAGGCCAGGGCCCUGGUGAGGAGCACUUACAUGCACCCUUGGAACUCCAGAGAAGGCCACAGAAGCUGAAGCGGCACCAGGCUGUGUAGGAGGAGAUGGGAGAUAGGAAAGCUGGCAGCUGGCUCGGCUCCUGUGCUCCCUGGACAGGACGGGUGUUGUGGGCAGUGCGGGCCUCUGGCGGAAGGCCACCUUUCAGCCGGAGUAGCCACCCACCCUGCGGAAGUGGCUUUUAAAGAUGAAGUAUCCUUCAAAUGCUCUGCUGUGUCUGAAAUCCAGCUUGUGAGGGCCAGGAGCCGGACUUUGCUUGAGGCUCAAGUGAGAACGCUGCUCUUGGCCUCCGUCGGGGCUGUUGGGUCGGGUACAGGAUGUCCUUUGAGUCGAAACUGUAGGGGAACAGAAAGAUGUUCUGUGCAGAACCCUCUGGGCAGAUUGAAAUUGGAAGAUAGAUACAUCUGCGCUGACCCCUCUGGUAUGGGGACCCCACCCCAGCCGUCAGGAGAGUUUAAAGGCGCAGGAGGUCAAACUGGGGUCCUGUCUCUGCCCAAGGGCAACAGACUUGUCUGCAGUGUGGAGCGCUUUUCCAGCUGAGGCACAUCCCGGGGGGACUUGGGGCCACGUUUGCUGACCUAAGUGUUACGGUUUGUUUCAAGCCCAAAGCAGAAUGCUUUAUUUAGGAACUGGAGUUCAGAAGGUACCCUACAAAGUUAAAGGAAGGAAUCCCACACCCAGAGCUAAAACACAGCCAGUUGCCAAGCAGCGAGUGUGCCGGAAACCAAGGGGGAGCCGCUCCUGCCGAAGCUCAGCCGGUCCCGGGGAAGAGGGAAGAAAUAACGUUUUUAAAUUUCCGUUAGGGUUGGGCUAAGUUUUGUGGAUUCUUUUUUGAGGAUUUUCUUGACUUCAUUUCUGGUCUUCUGAAAAUACUGAGCUCAAGAACCUCCCAGAGCACCUGGAGCUGCAUGGCGGUUCUCAGCUCGGACUGUGCGUUGGAAUCCUGAGGAGAUUCCAGUUGUGUUGACGAGCGAAUCCCCCAGACUCGUAAUUUAGCUGGAGCGGGUGUCUAGAUGCCUCAGGAUGCCUCGAGAGCUUCCCAAAUGCAGCCUCAGAAACAGCGGCUCCUCCGAGCCCUGCUGAGUAGGAGAAGCUUGUGGGUUUGCCUGGUUGGGGCUGGGGGGCGGGGGCGGGGCGGGGCUGGGGUUGCCUCAGCUGCUCCCGGGGGAACCCUGGUUUCCGUCAAGCCAGUCAUGCCAAUGAGGAUGAAUAAGAAGCAAAGCCUCCCGGGCUCAGUGGGGUGUGGGGACCUGGGGGCGCCUGGGGCUGCUAUUGUGCCCGAGUGUAGGGAUUUACUUGGGUCGGCCUUUGUAAACCCAACAUGGACGUUGGGUGGGACUGGCGCAGGAAGGGUUCAGGUGGUUUCCUGACCGACGGGCAGUGAACUUGCAAAGAGGAGCUUCUGCAAACCUUCAGUGCUGACAUCCCUCAUUGUCGUCCUCCGUGGGGACCCUCCAGAGCAGCCCCCUCUAGGGCCACGCUUGCUGUUGGUAUGAUGUCUUCUCCGAGGCCUAGGGUCACAGGCCCUGCGUCCCUUCCCUGCACUGACCUCCGGGGCCUUGGCCCCGCGUCCUGCUCUGAGCGUGUGAGGCUGAGUGGAUGGGCCGGGAGAGGGCCAGCCUGGGGAGUGGGAAACCGAUGCUUUCUCAAAAGGGUGACUUCUCAAAGCCUGGUGGGUGCCGAGCUCAGAUGCUGGUGCUCCAGCCUUGUAGGCGGCACCUCAUUGGGAGGUGACGGGAAACGGCAGCCCAGGGCCCCUGCUGUAGGAGGGGGGACGCCUGGGCCUCGUGCUGGGACUCUCUGCUUUGCUCUUCUGUCUGCAUGGUUUGGGGUCGUCCUUGUGCCUUUUUCCUCCCUGUCACCCCUGUACAGGACAUUUCCAUGUUAUUACUGCCCCCUUUCGUAGGUCCUGCCCUGAGCCCUGUAAAUGUGUACAGACUGUCCCGCUCAGGCCGGGCGUCUGCGGGAUCAGGCUUUGCUUCCCCACGCUCCCUCCGCCUGCAGCAGACGUGUCGCCUGUUCAGAAUCAGACAAUCCCCUGUGCUCCAGAGGAGGGGAACUGCGGGAAGCACCUGGUCCUGCAAGUCUCCCGUGGGGUGUCAAUGUGAAGAAACGGGGCAACCCCUUAAGCUGGGGCGAUGGCCUGGCAGAGGUGCCUGGUGUCUGCCUCAGGGCCGGCGCCCCCAGAGGAUGCUCUUCCAGCCCCAAGAAGCGGCGUGGGGGUUCAUGGCCCCCUGGCAUGCCGCUGGGUGCCUAAGCAGAUGGGUUUAAGGGCCCAAGUGGGCAGGAGGGAGAAACUGACUGCUUCCCACCUGCCACUGGCCACCAAGCAGCGUGUCCCUGUGCCGCCUGCGGUGCUCAUCCUUGACUCCAACGGUGCCAUUGACUUCCCGAGGGAUGUGUACUGCACGGCGUGCACUUGCUGGGACCACCUUCCUCCCUCCCGCCCGCCAGCUCCUUGCUUGUGGCUGGGCCUCAGGGGCGCAGGCAGAAGAAGCGAUGCUGGUGGCCUGGUGCCCAGGGUUCGGUUCUGUGCUUUGCCUCUCUGUAUGGUUCUGCUGGUGGUCUGCCCCCCAGAGCCCCCGUCUGGAGGCAGGCCUAGGUUUGCGACCAGGGAAGUCCUGCACCUCCGGGUGGGGAGUGUGUGUGCUGAGGCCUCACGGCCGUGUCUGGGGUGCCCAGAUCUUUGCCUCAUGCCUGCUUUCAUCCAGAAAGAGGCAGCUUUCAGCAGUGUAAAUAAACCCUCUGCUUUCCCACCUGA